Messenger RNA from Penicillium olsonii, 1827 nucleotides. NCBI's taxonomy places the organism in Eukaryota, Fungi, Ascomycota, Eurotiomycetes, Eurotiales, Aspergillaceae. The record is from the annotation of a GenBank genome assembly.
AUGCUAUUGCUGAAACCUACUUUGGUGUCCCUGGCCUUCACAGCUACGGCCUGGGCUCGUCGGGAAUGCAAGAAUUCGCCUGAUAGCCCGGCAUGGCCAUCGUCCGAGGAUUGGCUCGCUCUUAAUCGUUCUAUCGGAGGUCAUUUGAUAAAAACAGCCCCGGUGGCCUCAUCUUGCUAUCCUGGCAACCCAUUCAACUCGCCUGAAAACUGUUCGGACGUGACAGACAAGUGGUCAUAUGCAGCGUACCAUUCUGCUUGGCCUGAGAGCAUCGACUAUCCAAUCUACACAAACAACUCAUGUGUACCUAAGGACUCUACCGGCUACUCCAAGGAGAAAUGUUGUAAUGUCGACGGUUUGCCGAGGUAUAUUGUCAACGCCACUAUCGAAGCCCAUAUUGCGACAGCAAUGAAUUGGGCCUCACAAAGAAAUAUCAGGAUUGUCGUCAAAGGGACAGGGCAUGAUCUGAAUGGCCGAUCAACUGGAGCGAAUGCACUUUCUAUUUGGACACACAACUUCAAACACACCAAACAUGUUAGCAGAUGGAACGUGCCAGGCCGCAAUGAAACAGCGGAUGUGUUGAUCUGUGGCAGUGGCAACAACUGGGGCUCAGCGUACUCCGCUGCUCACAAAUCAAACCGAGCUGUCGUCGGUGGUGAAGAUCCCACUGUUGGCCUUGGAGGAUUAAUCCAAAAUGGUGGCCAUGGAUUCUUGUCUAGCCAUUACGGCCUUGCAUCCGAUCAGGUCUAUCAAGUCACAUUGAUUACCACCGAUGGAAAACGGCUCGUUGCCAAUGACAUGCAGAAUCAGGAUCUGUUUUGGGCGGUCCGUGGCGGUGGAGGAGGCCAAUAUGGAGUGGUGACCGAGUUUGUUCUGAAGACACACCCUAUCCCACAGAGUGUGGCCAAGGGCAGCCUUUCAUUUUGGGCAGCUGAAUCGACAAAUGCAAGCGAAAAGGCCUCCUGGGAUGCCUUAUCCGAGAUGGUUGCUUCAAUUCCGGAAAUUAUGGAUGAUGGAUUGAAUGGCAACAUCACCGCAUACACGAAGAUGAGAGCGAUGGCUCUAGGACUUAGCAAAGCACCAGUUGGUGUUGCUGCAGUGGUUGGGCUGGUAGGCCUGAACAUGAGUGCUAGCCAGAUGGACGCCGCCGUUCAUAAGCUGGCAGCCAAAAUCACAGAUCUCAACCAUGACCAACACAGUCACCUCAAUGUCUCAUACCAAUCGGCGACAGACCAAAGCUACUGGUCCUUUGUGAAGCCUGAACCUCUAACGAGCAACUCUGCUGGCGCGGUCAGCCUCAUGACGAGCCGUCUUAUGGGUCGACGAGAGCUGUCGGACAUCCCACGCAGUGAUUUGAAGACAUAUCUCCAGCGAGCCCUUGUUUCAGAGAACCCAGAUUCGGGAACUAUGUUGCUUUUCGGAUUGCAAGGAGGUCGCGGACCAGCUGACGUCCCAUCGAACAUGCGCGGAAGUGUCGUCCCUGCUUGGCGUAGCGCAUACGCCCAUGUUUUUACAUUGGGAGCAUCGAUCAAUGCGACAGGUGAUGCCAGUGAGUCUCUGAAAGCUGGUGCUUCCUGGUACGAGGCUGUGAAGGAGCCUGUUUGGAGAGACUGGGCACCUAAUACCGGUGCCUACAUGAACGAGGGCAAUCCAUUCAGCAGUACUUGGAAAAAAGACUUUUACGGCGUGAACUACGACAAGCUUCUCACCAUCAAACGCAAAUAUGAUCCGAGUGAGAGCUUAUUUGUUUGGAGCGGUGUUGGCAGUGACCUGUGGAACAAUGACCUUAACACAGGUUUGCUUUGCCGGGUGACGCCCGAGAACUGA